AUGUUCCAGCCAGAGGUCAUGCUGCUGUUGGUGAUCCUUGCCGUGCUGGGGACCCCAGCCUUUUCGGCAAAUGGUUAUCACGGCACAACAACGGGCACACCUUUCUGUACUUCCAUAUCUGAGGGAAAAAACCUGACGGCAGUUCGCAUGUAUGUUCGGAAUAGCGUGAUUAUGGGUGUCCAGGUGCAGCAUGAAGACAGCUGGGACGUAGUCCAUGGCUAUGCCGAGGGAACUCCUGUGGUUCUAACUCUGAGCGAUGAUGAACACGUCCUCUGGGUCUUCGGCACAUACAGAACCUUUAUUCAGCAAAUAGUCUUGUACACCAGCAGGCCACGGGAUCAGUAUUUUGGGUCCCUCAAAGGUCCCAAUGAGUUCUCCGAUUACCCUGAAAAUGGUGAACAUGUGCUCAAGGGCUUCUGUGGCUUUUAUGUGAGGGGUGGGUUAAGGGCCAUUAAAUUUGUGUGGGGGAGUAAAAGUGGGACAUGUAUAGAGUAA
Arvicola amphibius (Eurasian water vole) is the source of this 495-nucleotide messenger RNA. RefSeq names its product zymogen granule protein 16 homolog B-like. The record is from RefSeq and is a predicted model, not a curated record. The transcript is spliced from 3 exons. The coding region runs from base 1 to 495 and encodes 164 amino acids. Lineage: Eukaryota; Metazoa; Chordata; Mammalia; Rodentia; Cricetidae.